GGAGCAACGUAAAAUCCUUCUUCUGGUUGUGGUUUGAAAUGGAACUCGUGAAUUGUGACACGAGCUCCGGCUGCUGACGCUAUACGAUCCAUGUAUUCUUCUUGCUCGAGGAAAAGGAAGAGACUAAGACCUACGAAACUGUAAAGUGGUGUGCAUCGUUACUUUUAUCUCAGUUUCAAUGGGACCACUUAGGUAGUGGAGGACAAGAAGAGAUAUGGAUGUUGUAAAUCCUGGAGCAACGUAAAAUCCUUCUUCUUCUGGUUGUGGUUUGAAAUGGAACUCGUGAAUUGUGACACGAGCUCCGGCUGCUGACGCUAUACGAUCCAUGUAUUCUUCUUGCUCGAGGAAAAGGAAGAGACUAAGACCUACAUCAAAUAAAAUGUUUGAUGAUUUUCGAGAACCAUUGCAUUGACAAUUUUUUGUUUGAAUGAAACCGUAAAGUGGUGUGCAUCGUUACUUUUAUCUGAGUUUCAAUGGGAUCACUUAGGUAGUGAAGGACAAGAAGGUAAAUGGUCUGCUUAACAAGAUAAGCUGGUCCCUGUUUUGUUAGUGUGUUGUACAUGCGAAACUUGCGAUUUUCACGAAUGACGCUUCAUCACACAUUUCGUGUAAAUGACGUAUGGCUUGGUUUAUUGUUGGUCUGCUUGGGAUAUUUAAAAAAGAAUAUAAGACAGGAGUCAAACGAUAUCGGGUUUUGUGACUAUUUUACUUGCAAGCCAAUGGACAGUAGCAUGGCAAGUUGUUCGUUCUUGCUAGACUUUCAAGGCGUUCAAUGCAUAGAGCUAAACAGACAAAGAUAUGGAUGUUGUAAAUCCUGGAGCAACGUAAAAUCCUUUCUCUUCUGGCUGUGGUUCAUGGUCAAACUCGUGAAUUGUGACACGAGCUCCGGCUGCUGACGCUAUACGAUCCAUGUAUUCUUCUUGCUCGAGGAAAAUGAAGAGACUAAGACCUACGAAACCGUAAAGUGGUGUGCAUCGUUACUUUUAUCUGUGUUUCAAUGGGACCACUUAGGUAGUGGAGGACAAGAAGUAUGUCUUCGGAACCAGAACCAUUGAACAAGUGUAAUGAAGAGAAUGGGUCAGUCGUUUUGACUACAAUGACUACAAGCAAAGUGCGUUACAACUGGUUAGAUAUAACAGAAAAGUUUAAACAUGCUUCUAAAGAAAUGGAUCUUGGUGAACUUGUGCAUGAUCCAACCUUCACCUUGUUUGAAGCUAUGUCUGCGAUCGAAAUAAUGGAUCCAAAAAUGGAUGCUGGCAUGAUAUUUGAUCACAACAAAACUUGUCCUUUUAAGCUGUCGAGGCUGGUAUUAUAAAGAUUAAAGAUUUUACAACAGUUGAAACUAUUGGAAUUAUGGAUCACUUGGCUUCUUGUCUUGUAACAUGGUUGGAUGGGCAUUCUCUUAUUCAGACAGUUCUUAUUUGUCUAUAUGUCCAUAAUCCUUACAUCAUAGAAGAUCUUUGUGUGAAGGCAUUUUGCAUCCUAAUGUUAAGAAUAUGUGAGGUGAUUAGAGACAUGAUUAACAAGGCUCUAGUUUAUGAGGAAGAAGACUUUCAACUCAUGACAUAUGGCUUCAAAUUAACACCACAAGUUACAGAUACAAGAAUAUCAGGUAUGAUGAAAGAAGCGGAAGAGGAAAUAAAUCGUCAGUUAAAGGCUGCUAAAAGUGAAGGAGAGCCUGGGAGCGAAUCAAGCACUUCUCAGAAAAUCAAGCAACUUGAAGCUUUGUUGCUUCGUUUUAAAUUCUGGAAGUCAUUUUAUCUCGCAACAACUUUUUUCGAUAAAACUGACGUAACGAAUAUAAGUGCAGCUAGACAAAUGCUUGCGUCCGCACAAAAAUAUUUGCGAUUAUCAAAAGUGACCAUUGAAAUGGGCCUCCAACCAGAUGGCAAUGGUAAUAUGUUAGGAUUUGAGCCUGCGGUGAAUCAGCGAUUACUUCCACCGUCAUUUCCACGACAUACUAAAAUAUUUAGUCGAGAAGGGACAUAUAAUUACCUGGACAAUCUCAUUGACCGUCUUGAUAGAGCUUGCAGUGUGACGGAAAACACAGGACUACAUCAAUUACUGGAUUUUGUUGAAUCAUUUAGCCAACUUAAUCCUUGUGUGUUUUCACGAUCUCUAGUUCAGACUAUAUUCUGGCAUAACAACAAAAUCUUUGGUAAAAGUUCGUUGUCUGAUGUUCUUCAACUAGCCAUCAAACAAUUCAACAGUCCACCGUCAAUAGCUGAGAAAUCUCCGCUGAUCAACAGUACUAAAGCUCAGAAGUUUGUCGAAAGCUUUCUUUCUUUGGCUGAAAGGCCAAUCACUUCACUCCUUCGUUGUUUGUGUCACAAUCGUGCUCGUCAACGCGAUAAACUGGGUUUUCUUUUGGACGAUUUCGCCGUUCUCCUCGAAGAGGCCGAUAAGAUUGAUGCUGAUCUACACCAAAUGGUCAUUGCUGUUGAACCAAAGAGAGAACAUUUCGCAUGUUUUGGUUCGUGGGUUCUCAAUCGAACAUUGAAUGUGAUGAUCCAAUAUUUAAUAUUGGGUUUAGAGUUACAGUUAUUCAGCGCACACGAAUAUCAUUAUUUGUUCUGGUAUCUGGAAUAUCUUUUCAAUUGGCAAGCGACGUGUUUGUCUAGAGCGACAGAGUUACUGCAAUCGCACGAAACUGCUUUAGGUAUUUUUCUGGUUGAAAUUCUCGUGGAAUCGCCUUUUUACCUCCUUCGUGAUAUUAUGUUCCAUUUUACAGAACAAAAGAGUGGAAAAAGUGGAAAGAAGAAUAAAAAGAAAAAAAGAGCCAGUGAAAAUUUAUCCAAGAGCACUUAGGAAUGAAACAGUUUUAUCAUGGUUUGAGAAGCUUGUGCUCAGGAUAUAUGAAGGCAAUGGAGGCAUUUAUAUUUGGUGGUAAAAUUUGUUUUCCAGCCAAUGUGUUUGAAAACGAGAGGAUGAGGUUUGAGCAUCGCUUCUUGCCUUUUCAAACGUUGGAUACGCCACAACCUCGAUUGUUUAAUCAAUAUCAAGAAUUUCUUAGCAUAAAUCUCUCACGUAUUCGUCACGAGAAAGAGCUGUUUGCCAUUUCUGCAAGGCAUUUUCAGCAAACAAAAACGAUAAUGGAAGGAGUCUCAAGCACGUAUGU
Xenia sp. Carnegie-2017 is the source of this 3118-nucleotide messenger RNA. RefSeq names its product N-alpha-acetyltransferase 35, NatC auxiliary subunit-like. The transcript is spliced from 35 exons. The record is from RefSeq and is a predicted model, not a curated record. Bases 1354 to 2808 code for a protein of 484 amino acids. Gene Ontology annotation, biological process: N-terminal peptidyl-methionine acetylation. Lineage: Eukaryota; Metazoa; Cnidaria; Anthozoa; Malacalcyonacea; Xeniidae. Gene Ontology annotation, cellular component: NatC complex.